This is a messenger RNA of Micromonas commoda, 1284 nucleotides long. RefSeq lists its product with no specific name. Gene Ontology annotation, biological process: poly(A)+ mRNA export from nucleus. Gene Ontology annotation, cellular component: nucleus. The transcript has a single exon. Bases 1 to 1284 code for a protein of 427 amino acids. The record is from RefSeq and is a predicted model, not a curated record. Lineage: Eukaryota; Viridiplantae; Chlorophyta; Mamiellophyceae; Mamiellales; Mamiellaceae.
AUGGCGCCGCGUUCACCGUCGAGAAAAUCGCGGUCGCGGUCUCUCCGCGACGAGGAUGGGGUGGAUUCAUACGGGACGGCGCCCACGCCCACCCGUCCAUUCGUGUCGCAAGUGCCAAAGACUCCCGCAUCCAAGCUGAAGGUGGCCGAGCUCAAGGAGGAGCUCAAGAUGAGGGGUCUGGAGACGGACGGCCUCAAGGCAACGCUGGUGGAACGACUGGAGGCAGCGCUGAUGCAGGGUCUGGACAACGCGCGCGCGGAAUCUGAGAGGACCGGGUCCGCGGGGCAGGUGCGCGACGUCGCCACGUCUCCGCUGAAAAGUCGGCGCGGUGGCCGAUUCGUCGUGGACCUGGGCGAGGGCCAGGGCGGAAUGAGCUGGCCCCUCCAGGCGAUACUGGCGUUUGCGAUACUCGUCGUGGCGUAUCUGGUGACCCCUAGGGGUGCUUCCGCUCCCAAGACGUCGCCCCUGUCGCAGACCGCCCCGCCUCGUGAGCCAACCACCGGUCGCACCCCGGCUCAAUCGGAGUCCCAAGCCCCGCCGCCCGCGCGCGCGGCGGUUGUUGACGAGGACCCGGACCUCGCGCUGUGGGCGGCGCCCAGCUGCGCGGCUCGGGCGACCGAUCGGGAGGUUAUCGAGCUGGCGCACGGUGACUGGUCGGAGACGGUCGCCGUGUUCAUGGACACCGUGAGGGAGGCGGACACGUCGGCGAGGGGUGGGGUGAGGAGCGUCGCGGGUGUGGGCAAGGGACCGUCGCUCCUGCUGGUCGCCAACGGGAACAGGGACGAGGCGCGGCGGCGGGCGAAGGGGGUCGUCGCCGCGUUCGAGAGUUGCACCGAAGACAAGUGCGUUCUGAGGCUGGACUGCGAGGCGGUGGCGCAGACGGCGAUGGAGACGUCGGAGAGGGAGGCGAGGGGUCAGCUGCAGAGGAUGAUUGCGACGUUCCUGCAGCGAUGCCCCAGGGGCGUCGCCGUCUUCGCCGGGGUGGACGCGUUCACGCCGGAGCUGCUCGGCGCGGUGAUACCCGCACUCAGCGAGGGUGGGCGGUACAUGAAGGACGGGAGGGAGGUACGCGCGGACCUGGCCACUUACGUCAUGACCGCCGCGCUGGCGAGGGAGCCGGAGGAGCUCGCCGAGUGGAUGGAGAGCGAGAGACAGUUUGCGAGGAGCGCCAAGGAUGCGCUGUCCAAGCUGAUGUACAGCAGGCAGAGGGACGACGCGAGGGAUGACGAUGGGUCAGUCGGGGCGUUCAGGAGGAGGAUAGACUUCGUGGCGCCCCUCAGGUGA